AUGGAAUCUAUUCCAGUGAUGAUACAACACAAAGGCAAUUGGAUUGAAGCAAAUCAAUAUGCAGAUUUUGAAGUUAUUGGUGUCAUGAUUCCUCAAAAUUCUACAUAUUUGGAUCUUCUACAUAUAAUAGCACAAGAAAUACAAGUAAAUUUGGAAAAACAGAAUAUUGAGAUAAAAUAUCAAGUAAAGAUUCAGUAUCCAGCACUCAAAAUCAGUGAUGAUUCAAGCUUCAGAUUUUACUUAGAAAUCAAGAAAAAGGAAAUCGACUUCACUAUGUAUCCUCUCUGCAUAGUAGUUAUCAGUGAUACUAGCCAGAUACAGACAAUUCUUCCAGAUGCAUCAGCAAGUAUUUCAACAGCUAUUUCAGAAUCAAACAGAGACCAAGAUACCAUAUCGAUACACGAUAGAUACAUGUCUGAUACAUUCGACGAAAUAGGUCAGUAUACAAAACUACUUGCAAUUGAUACAAUAGACUGUAACGAUGAUCAAAAUCAAGAAUCAGUAUCAGAUCCACUACAAGAUAUAGAUCUGGCAUUUGGAAAAACUUUCAAAGAUAAAGCUACUCUUCAAGCAUGCUUACGACUUCAUGCAAUCAAUAAUCACUACCAACAAAAGACAGUUAAAUCAUGCCAAAAGAACAUUUUUGUAAAAUGUAUCGAUGAUACAUGUCAAUGGUAUCUGAAAGCGUCAAUUAAUGUUCACACAAAACAGUUCAUCAUUCGUAAACAAGACAUGAACCACACAUGCCCGAUAGAGACCAGAUUCAGCAAUCAAAAACAAGCAUCAGUAUCACACAUAGCGGCAUCCAUCAAAAUGAAGUAUCUCAAUGUCAAAGCAACAUACACACCAGUAGAUAUAAGGAAUGAUAUGCAGACUUUACAUGGAGUCAAGAUCAGUUAUAUGAUGGCUUGGAGAUCAAGAGAAUUGGCAUUUGAAAUGUUAAGAGGAAAGCCUUGUGAAUCUUACAAAUCGCUGCCUACUUUUUUAUAUAUGCUUGGAACUAGAAACCCGGGAUCUAGCAUAGACAUACAAUUGAGAGAUGACAGCACAUUUUUGUAUGUAUUUACAGCAUUAAAAGCUUCAAUUACAGGAUGGCAGUAUUGCAAACCAGUAAUUGUAGUUGAUGCUACAUUCUUGAAGGAAACAUUUGGUGGCACACUUCUUGUUGCAACAGCUCAAGAUGCAGCUGGAAAGCUGUUUCCUCUAGCAUUUUCUGCUGUGGAUUCAGAAAAUGAUGACUCAUGGCAUUAUUUCUUCACUAAAAUAAAACAGGCCUUUGGAACAAGAGAAGGUAUAUGCAUUGUAUCAGAUAGACAUCUCAGCAUAGAGUCAGCUAUUAAAAGGAUUUAUCCUGAAGCUACUCAUGGCGUAUGCAUGUUUCACCUUCUCAAUAACCUCAAGACAAAUUUCAAGAGAAAUGUCAAGAAACUUAAAGAACCUUUCUUUGCAGCAGCAAGAUCAUACACUGAGGUUGAAUUUGACUACCACAUGAAAGUGUUGGAUAGCUUAGAUGCUCGAGUAAGACCAUUUCUUCAGCAAAUCAAAUAUGAAAGGUGGUCAAGGGUACAUUCUCUCAAAAACAGCAAUAUUACAUGCAAGAGAACUGCCGUCACAGCCUUAUUUAUGCACCUACAUGACCUCCAACAAGAGUAUGUAAAACUCAUAUUAGAUAGUACAGCACUAUUUUAUGUUGUGAAACCAUCUUCAGAUGAUAUCAUAACAGUUCUCGAGAAUGGUAAAAAGUACACAGUCAACAUGGUCGAGAGAACAUGUACAUGCAAAAAGUUUGAUAUCGAUGAAAUUCCUUGUAAACAUGCCAUAGCAUUUCUAGCCGACAAGAAGAUUGAACCUUAUGCGUACUGCUCAAGAUACUAUACAAAUGCAGCUAUGUUAGCGACAUAUUCUGAUACUGUAUAUCCAUUUGAGAAGGAAGAAGAAUGGAUUAUUCCAGAACAUAUCAAGAACAUGAUUGUCAAACCACCCCAACAUAGAACACGAACUGGAAGGCCUAAAAAGGGUAUGUACCAGUCAAAGUGGGGAAAUCCGAAAAACGAUCCGAAUCAAGGGCAAUGUGGAAAAUGCGGACACGCUGGACAUAAUAGGAAGACAUGCCGAAACAAGCCAAAAGAUACCUAG
Mercurialis annua (annual mercury) is the source of this 2136-nucleotide messenger RNA. RefSeq lists its product as uncharacterized. Gene Ontology annotation, molecular function: nucleic acid binding; zinc ion binding. The coding region runs from base 1 to 2136 and encodes 711 amino acids. The transcript is spliced from 4 exons. NCBI's taxonomy places the organism in Eukaryota, Viridiplantae, Streptophyta, Magnoliopsida, Malpighiales, Euphorbiaceae. The record is from RefSeq and is a predicted model, not a curated record.